Molecule: messenger RNA, 1240 nt
Organism: Mya arenaria
Lineage: Eukaryota; Metazoa; Mollusca; Bivalvia; Myida; Myidae
Exons: 2
Coding region: 526-945 (139 amino acids)
Source: RefSeq, a predicted model, not a curated record
GAAAAGAUGGCUGGUAGGAUGAAGGCCCGGAAGUAUCGAUUUGUUGAAGACGCGGACACGAACGGCUGCUGGGAUCGAAAAUGGGCCUUGGAACACUGAACAUGGCGGGAGAGCUUGUUCCAGUUAUUGACCUCGCUACUAUGACGUGGAAGAAGGAAGCGGAUAUCCUGGUCAGAACGUCUCAGGACAAGGAAACCUGCUGGAUCACGGGCUCAUCCCUGCUCUCGCCUGGUUUCUUCUCCUCCUGGCUGACUGCGGUAACAACUGUGUCAAACUGGUAGACAUCAGCACCUGCACCGUCACGUCCCGCCUCCAGCUACCAGGCCAGCCAUGGGACGUGUGUGUGCUCCCCGGUGACCAGGCCGCCGUUACAGUCAAGAACAAGUCCAUGAUUCAGCUGCUGUCUACGAAGGGAGGACAGCUGUCGUGCGGAAAGGAAAUUAAAGUAUCAUCUAGUUGUUUUGGUAUUGCGUUUAACAACAAUAGAUUAUACGUUUCGUAUACACAAACCCGCGUGUUGAAGUGAUGACAUUGGAUGGGCAUAUCAUAAGUACAUUCCAAACAGAUGAUAGAAGACAACUUUUCAAAGAACCAUUUUACCUGACUGUGUCAGCUUCAACACCGCCGACCCUUCACGUGUCUGACAACAAUGCCAACACCGUCCUCCAGCUGACCCUUGACGGGAAGGUUCUGCGGGAGUACCGAGACAAGCAGCUCGUCGGUCCCACGUCCGUGGUGAAGGUAGGGCCCGGCCAGCUGCUCGUGUGUGGAUAUACCAGCCACAACGUGAUGCUGCUAACGGAGAGGGACGGCAAGAUGGCGGAAAUACUGGGAAAGAAGAACGGACUGACCAAACCCAACUCCGUGUCCUUCUGUCCUCACACACGUGCCAUAGUUGUCGGAAUGAGAAGAAAUGACUCACUGAAGGUCUUUAAUGCAAAGUGACACCUUUUCUUUAUCAGUCGUGAUUUUGCUCUCUUUGGCGGAAAUUACCAUGUAUUCAAUGCUUUUUGAGCAAGUGAAUAGUAAUAGCAAUCAUAUUUAAUGUUCAACAUACGCUUAUUUAUUCGUUGUAACCGAGUUCUAUCAAACUGAAUGAACAUUGCUAAUUAUAUAAAUCAAGAAUGGAAAUACUAAAAUAAUGUUGUAUCAGUCUCAGAAGUUUUGUAAUUAGUAUGAAAAGCCAUUGAUGCUUUAUGACAGUCAUGUAUCUAAUAAAUAUUAAGCUUAUUUUGCAGUU